AUGUCAUGGCCUGAUCGGCAUGUCAACGAACCCCUAAAGGCGAAGUUUCAGCAGACUUCAGUUUCUGGAAUUUUUGAGCGAGAACGUGUGAUGCCGCUGAACAAUCUUGUAAUAAUGUCCGCCGAUCUUACGUGGCAAAUCAUCCGCAAAAACAGCUGUUUCAUCCGUCGUCAAAAGGGAAUUCAGAAGCACUUUUCUGUCGAACCAUUCAAUCUUCGUGGCUUGAACAGUCGCCGCUUCAAUGGCCUGAUUAGCAAAAAGGCUAUGGACAUUGCACCAGCUAAAGACGGGAAGGGUGUCGUUGUAUCAGUAAAGGUGCCAGAACAAACUUGUCGUUGCUUUUUGGAUUUAUGCACUACUAAAAAGCUCCUGGACUUAUUACAAUGUGUUGUAUUCGCCCCUUCAUCCUUACCCUCCUUUGAACAAAUCUUUUGCAGUAAGGCUGGACGCCCAGCCAAGAGCAUCAACACCAUUUCACUUCGUAAUCGCGACAAGAUGUUGAGGUCCGUCAAGGCUAUCGCCAAGAGCCAGGGUCUAACUCCCUAUUACAAACUCGCUCAAAGGCGCGCCGCCGCUAUUGUCCGCUCCCAGCAGCCCAAGACGAAGAAGCACGCUAAGAAGAUCGAAGCCUAA
Molecule: messenger RNA, 633 nt
Organism: Strongylus vulgaris
Lineage: Eukaryota; Metazoa; Nematoda; Chromadorea; Rhabditida; Strongylidae
Source: the annotation of a GenBank genome assembly